GCACGCGACGACGUUAGCGGACUACUCUGCGGUUACGGCCUCUAUUGCGGAGGCGGACAUUGUGUCAUGUUUCUGAAACGCCCCGAGACAUUGACGGCCUCCGUCAGCGAACCCAACGGGAGCGGGAACGGGAGCGGGAACGGGAGCGGGAGCGGGUGCUUUCCUCGCGUCCCCGCCAAACACGAACGUCGUUAGGCGUCGCCGUGAUCGGGGGCGGAUCUUUCGCGGCACAAUUGUGCCAAUGCCGAGCAGCAAACGCGGAGCGAAUGGAGGCUCGGCUGGCCCUUUGUUUACUUGGGCUACUUCGAGCAUUUCUCGUUCGGUACCGCAUUUUGGACCUCGCCGGUCGGCCCGGUCCGAUCCGGUCCGGUCGGGUCGGGUCGGGUAGGGUCCGCCCCGCCCCGCCCCGCCCGACUGCCUGCGACGACGUCACUUUCGGGCGCUGUCCGCAAUGCGGGUGCUGAAAGUGGAUGCGGCGCGCGCACACGUCACGCUCACAAUUCGGCCCGUACGAAAUGCGGCGAGAAGUAACGAAGUACAAAUACUUCAUUACUCCGCGCCACAGAUUUCUUAGCGAUCUGCACUUGGCUGUUUAUUUUUCGGACAACUAGUUGCUUUUGCAAUCUUCCCUCGUUCUAUCACGGCCCGACUAUUGCGAAUUCAGUGCAUUGCAGAUUUCUUUUCCGAUCAUGCACGAUUCGCCACAUCGCGGCAUUUUGACGAUGCCGUAUUUCCGGGACUAAAAUCAACACGUCCUCGCUUAAAAGCAUUUGUUUCAAUAGAAAAUUGCAUUCAAAUACAUCACGAGGAAUAAAAUGGACAUUCCGUUCAUUCGUGUACGUUUAAGACUUUAAAAGGGGUUCAAGAGGAGAGUUCCUAAGUUCCUAAGAGUCCGGUAGAGGUUUUUAGGAGUGUAAGACCGAGGUCGUGCCUCAGCAAAAACACGGAGCGCCAUCGGAGCCGUUCUCGGAAAGGGCAGCGAUGAGAGCGGCGCUGGACCGGAAGCACGUCACGUGACUCAUCAAUAAUAGAUCGUCAUCAUCUCCUCGUUCCAAGAAGAUGUUUUGGAUUGUCCCGAGCGUGCGAAAGGUUGUCCAGGGCGUGCCCGCGUCUUGCCACAAGCCGGCUGGCGUUCGCCAGAUCCAGCUCGGCCGCGCCAACCGUCAGGACGAGCGAGCGCUGCAGAAGGAGGGAUGGUUGGAUGGUGACAUUGGAUCACGCAGGCGUUUCUUAUCACAGCAAUUCAAGUCAAUGGGCAUUUUUGGAUUAGAUUUUUUUUAGAAGGCAAUUUUUAACUUCACAAGAGAUGAUGUGAAAAUAACCGUGAUCAACAUUUAAUUCUUGAGUAAGUAUGUCGCAGUUGUGAUCCAGCUGUGACUUAAUCAAUCGAUCGAUCGAUCGAUCGAUCAAUCAAUCGAUGGAUUGUGUGGGAUGGAUCGCGAUGAAUCGCGUCUCGAAGCAACUCGGGCGCCGCGGAACGCACCGAGCGACACGACGCCGACUUGCGUCCGUGAUUUUGCUCCGAGCGUCGGAAAGGGGAGCUCAGAACAUCCGAGCCCCUUUUGCGGCGCUCUGUGAAAUCUCCGCUGCUGAGAGAUUUAGAAAAAAAUCUCGUUUCGAAAGUUACAAUUCAUCUGCCGCUGAUGUUCCUCAAGGAGUCAAAUGAAAGGUCUCUCUCUGGAAUGUCCGCGCUGGUCCACGCUCGCUCAGGUCCUUUCAUCUGCAAGCUCGGCUCAUUUCUGUUUUUUUCGCUUCCGGUGCCGACGAAUUGCUCGGAAGCAAUUCGACCGGCUGCGAAACGUGAACGGUGGCUUAUUUUUCUUCUCUUGUGUUCCGCGUGCGUCGGCGCGAACGGAAUCAGCCAUGGCGUCGGCCAACGUCACGCUGGAGAAUCAGCUGCACAGCGCCCAGAAAAACCUGCUCUUCCUCCAGCAGGACCACGCCGACACACUGAAGGGGCUGCAUGCCGAGAUCCGCCGACUGCAGCAGCAAUGCACAGACCUGACGUACGAGCUCACCUUACGAAGCUCCGAUCCUUCAGACGGCGGCGAGGCGAGGUCCCGAGAGCUGCAAAGGAGGUGUGAGGAGCUGGAGGCGGAGCUGAAGAAGAAGGAGGAGGAGAACACCGAGCUGCUCAGGGACCUGGAGCAGAAGAACGCCAUGAUCUUCGUCCUGGAAAACACCAUCAAGGAGCGGGAGAAGAAGUACCUGGAGGAGCUGAAGAUGAAGAGCCACAAGCUGGCCCUUCUGUCCGGAGAGUUGGAGCAGCGGGCCGGCACCAUCGCUUACCUCACGUCGCAGCUUCACGCCACCAAGAAGAAACUUCUGGCGGGCAGCUCCUCGGAGGGGAGCCCCAACGUCAGCCCGGUCGCCUCCUUCAAGCCCGCGCCGCCGCCGCCGCCGGCCAAAGACGGGCAGCCCGAAACCCCGCGCCGCCGCAUGAGGAAGAGCCUCUCCCAGCCUCUCCACCCCGAGCUGACCGAGGUGUACCGGCUCGGCGCCGACGGCAAGCGGGUGGUCCUGCGCGAGGCCGUGGACGCGAUGCCCGACCCGACGCCCUUCCUGCAGGCGGGCAGAGAGUCUCCGGAUCCGCAGGUGCUACGGGAACGGCCCGCCGUCAUCCCUCCCAUCGCCUCGGAGCGCCCGCCCGCCGGCGCCCGUCGCAGCCCGGCUCGGGACCGCCAGUACGGGGCUCACGUGGGCGUGGCUCACCGCAUCCCCCACGGAUCCCCUCGCUUGGCCCCGCCCCAAGCGGAGCUGGAGACUCUGGCGGUGGACCGGGUGAAAGAGGAGAAGGUUGUGCGGAAGCGUUCCGGGGCUGACAGGACAGUUUGAAGCCGUCGCGCGCGCGCGCACACACAAACAUGACUCGCAAAACGUUCGGGAUUUUCGGCUUUCCGGUCAAAUUUCAGGAUGAAACGAAAAUGCGCUACGGCGAAGCCCGCAGACAUGCGCCCUUCGGCACUUCCUCUUUUAUUUGCUGAAACUCACCGAUUCGUCGUUUUUUUUUUUUGGGGGGGGGGGGGGGGCUCAGGCCAAAGCCGUGUCUAAUACAAAAAUAGUGCCUUGGCGCCAUCUGCUGCCAUCUUGGGCCCAAGUCACUAUGUCGAACUGAGCGGAGGAACUUCAUUUAGUAAAGGCAUCGUCUUGUCUAAUAGAAAAGGAAAACAAACUGUGCUUUGCUGCCAUCUUGUGACUUCUUUAGGCAAUUACAAAAGCCUUUCGGUUGGACGUCAAUUCCUCGGGGCAGAUCUCUGUCCCCGGCCCCCGCAAAUAUCGGGGGGGGGGGGGGUCACUGUGUAACCUUGACCUCUACAGUUGUCAAAGUCCAACUUUGCCAGUUGGCGACUCAGCCCCGCGCACUGAGCGAUUCGAUGCGCGGACGCGCUUGUAAAACACAAUAGACAUAUAAUAUACUUUAUAUAUUGCGUUCAUAUGACUUGGCGGCAGCCAGCUGGGUCUCGCGAGCGUAAAACCGGCAAAGAUAUUUUUGGCGUGCGAGAGCUUCUGUGCGUUUCGGUGGGCUGUAAUCUGCCAGUCGCCGCAUCGUGCGACUGCGAUCUCGCUGCAAAGAAAAACCGAGUCGCGCAAAGUUGAGCUCCGAAAAUGAAAAAUUCACAUCUGGUUUAUGUUUGUGCCUUUUCUGCACUGUCAAUUUGAAAUCAUGUCCUGUUUUUGGAUUAAGAAUUUUUAAAAAUCAGGUUUAAUCGAUUAAUUGAAAGAAAAUCGACAGAUUUCGAAUAAUCGUGAGUUCCAGCCCUAAUGCCAAUUUUAAUUGAUUUCGCAAAAAUGCAUCGGUGGAGCCGUGGACCUGUUACGAAUUUGGCUCUUCGGCUCCUUGUUAGAGAACAGCAACUUGUGCAAAAAGUACCGAAACGUUGAAGAGUUGCACAUGUGCGUUACAAAGUUCUGAAGUUGUCCCAUAAAGGUGGGGGUCCGUUUUUGGGGUCAUCCUGAAAUGUUAGCCGAAUGGCCGAUCUGCCCGACUUUUUGCGAGGGGCGCAAAUACCAAAAGAUUCCCAAAGGGCAUGCGGACAGGAGCCCGAGCACCGUGUCGCCUGCUUCGUACGCAAAACACUGCGACGUGAAAUGAAAAUGUGUCAAACCGCCUCACGUCCUAGUUUCGGGUUCCCUCGACGGGCCGUCAUGACUGCCAACACGUAUACCGUAAAUGUUCGGUUGACACAUAUGCACACCAAAAAAAAACAACGACGAAUAACUAUAUUUGAAAUCAAAAAAAAGUUGUAAAUUGCGUUUAUUUUGAAAUGGGGAUUGGGAACAAAAUGCAACAUUGCAACAAUUUGCAAUGUUGUUAUUUGAGCCACGAACGUCAAGUCGACGCAGCGGAUUUGCUUUCGCGGGUUCCCGCGGAUCGAUGUGGCCCGCGGGCCUCGAGUUUGACGGCUCGACGGGACCGCCGCAGCGCCGAGCGUGCCAAACGUUCCGUCUUUCGGCGGCCUGGCCGAAUCCUCGCCCGCUUGCCGCGUCGACAACGGCCGUGACUCCGCCGACGCUCUCUGAAUGUCUUUCACCUCCUUGCAAUGUCACUAUAAUAAUAAUAAUAUAACUGUAGGUUGUAUAAUCAAGGUGAACCGGCGGCGGCGGCGGCGGCGCGUGCAUUUACGCUUGAAUUCAUCGCGGUGCAAAUGUCUUUCUGGGGGCGGAGAAGAAGCACGGGAACGUCUGCUUUAUCUCCGUGUUAUUUGUGCUGACGGGGCAUUUGCAAAAGCACUGGAUAGGAUAAUAGGAUUUGCUGAUAUAAUUAUACUUACUAGGCUGCACAUUUGUAAGGAAUUCCGUUUUUCAUUGAUUGUUUACUAGAGAAUACAACCACGCCUCGGAUAGGAAUUGUCACUUUCAAUCCUGCUUUUCACAUGAGACUUGUCCUUGAAUCAUAUAAGUGCGCACAAUAAAGCUCUUUUUGGUG
Messenger RNA from Phyllopteryx taeniolatus (common seadragon), 4927 nucleotides. It is a transcript of the gene ccdc92, whose product is annotated as coiled-coil domain containing 92. The coding region runs from base 1663 to 2835 and encodes 390 amino acids. NCBI's taxonomy places the organism in Eukaryota, Metazoa, Chordata, Actinopteri, Syngnathiformes, Syngnathidae. The transcript is spliced from 3 exons. The record is from RefSeq and is a predicted model, not a curated record.